Sclerotinia borealis F-4128 is the source of this 552-nucleotide messenger RNA. The record is from the annotation of a GenBank genome assembly. NCBI's taxonomy places the organism in Eukaryota, Fungi, Ascomycota, Leotiomycetes, Helotiales, Sclerotiniaceae.
AUGAAGUUCACAGUAACCCCAACUUUCUUUCUUGCAGCUCUUGCAUUUUCAGACGGAGCAUUUGGGUAUGCAUCACGCCAUGUACAUCGUCAUGCACUUGUACCACGUGCGAGCAAUAUUGCUCGAUCUCCAGAGGUAAUCAACCUAAACCAAAUCCCCGCACCCGCACCCACACACCCCGCACUUCUCCCCCGCCAAAACAACACCAACCACGACACCAACGCCCCCAAAAUCGACAAACAACUCACUCUAACCGCUGUACCCGCCAACACAACCACAGUCUUCGUACCCUCAACCUCCACCGGUCCCGCACCCACCGGGACAGCCGCCUCCAUAGGGGGUAUCGCACCUCCCAAUAUUGAAACGACCAGUGAUCCCGAUAGGCCAUUCUCGGUAAAGGGAAAUACUUUUACCGAUCGGGAAGAUGCGGUUGAUAGGGCAUGUGCGAUUCAGCAUAAUGCGUGUGCGGAUGCGGUUAAUAAUGGGGGGUUGUCGGAUGCGGAUGUCGGCGAUUGUGAUGGUCAGCAGCAGACUUGUGUUGCGGCUGGGUGA